Morchella sextelata is the source of this 3087-nucleotide messenger RNA. RefSeq lists its product as uncharacterized. The transcript is spliced from 7 exons. The record is from RefSeq and is a predicted model, not a curated record. NCBI's taxonomy places the organism in Eukaryota, Fungi, Ascomycota, Pezizomycetes, Pezizales, Morchellaceae. Bases 1 to 3087 code for a protein of 1028 amino acids.
AUGUUGAAUCCCUCUGAGGCGUCUGUAAACGGCCUUUGGAGAGACGAAUUCAUCGAAGAUGAAGAAAAUCUUUCAAUGAUCCUGCAGGCUCUGGACGAUAAGCAAUGGGGCGAUCAUUUUAUGGAUCUAAAGAAUAAGAUACAGACUGAUCUCCCUGAGAUGCCGAUGGAUAUCAAAGUUCAAAAAAUCUUUGCAACCCUACGGGGAUUAUGUUGGGGCACCGAGGCAGUGACAAGUUUGACUCUUUUUGAGGGUAAAUACUACGACAUGGAGCAACUUAUCAAGGCCAGGAAGAAUAGCAGUCGUAACUGUUCUGCCUCCUCAGAGAGUACAGUUGAUUUGGCUAGCAUAUACGUAAAGCACGAGCCUACUCGCUCUAAUGGAAGCCGUCCGAGUUCACCUUACUCUGACUCUGGUGUUUCUAGACCUGGAAGUCAUGAUAAACUAUCAAGUCACUUGGCUCCUCCUAGGUCCAUCUCCAAUCAUUAUGUCACCCCUUCAGCAAGAGGUUCCCCGAAUAACCUGCGACUGGAAAAUCCCUCUCCAGAACGGAAGUCAGUAAAGGAGAGUAAAGGAUUUAAAGUGAUUGGGCAUAACGAGAGUCUUGAUCUUACUCCCUCUCGGACUCGGAAAGAACCAGAAUAUACAUCUUUAUCUCAUUCGCGCAUCCCAAGCCGCAUGGCAGAACUGCCAUCACGUCUACCUUUCCUACUUAGGAAGAAAAUGACAGUUCAACCCUCCAAAGUUCAUAUGCUUAUCAGGCAGCCUGAAAGUUCUGAAUAUAUCGGACAGAAGAGUGGUAUCCCAGUUAAAGGCUCUACUCCUAACUCUACAUCAAAGUUUACUAGGAUUCCGGGAAAAGACAAGGCACUCCCGUCUCUCCCUCAAGCUUUCUCUUUCCCGGGCUUGAGGCAUGAGUCAAAAGGUGACAAUUCUAGCUAUCCAAUGCCUUCGAAAGCAAAUACAGAGCAACCCGGGAGAACCAACUCAGGAUCUCAAAAGACUUUGUCUUCGGAAAGCUCAUCGCUGAAUUCAUCAGCGAUUAGAAGAAAGGAGCUUCCAACAUCUUCCACCAUAGCGCUAAAUACGGCAGAUGCGAGCCAUAAAAAGCCAGUGAUAUUUUCUAUCAAAACUCCAAUUCCUGCUAGUAAAUCUUCCAACACUAUAGUGCAAGAUGCAGGCGUCGAAGAAUCGUCAAUCAACACAGUUACACAAAUCUCACACACGGUAAUCUCUGCAACUCCCAAUAAGACAACUUUUGCCGAUAGGUGUGAGCCCUCUACUCCUAACGAAGAUUUCGGUUCAGCCCUUGAGCUGCCCGGGAGAAGCAGUCGCCAACGUAGCACAUCUCCCAGUUCGAUUACUUCAUCUAGCGAAGGAGCUCGCAUGAAAUACCGGGGAAGGGCUUACGAGGACCAAAGAUGGUCACGGAACUAUAGCCCCGGGCCCAAACGUCCUCGAGAGGCGCCAAGAAUCGUAAAUAUCGUUAGGAAUUCGAAAGGGGCCAUAUGUGUCGUCCCCGCAGAUGAUAUUGAUGCUAAACAAAUAAGACUUGAAAUGAGCUUGAAAUCUAGCACUAAUAGCACUCUUUCCUCGAACCCGAUUGAUCUUAGACCGCCUAUAUCUGGUGCCAAUGAGACUAAGAGGGCCCACCAAGUUACUAGGAAGGUUCCCUCACAUGAGAGCGUUUCGAAGAUACUAAACUCGAAGCAGCCUGGCAGAAAAACCUCAAUUCAUGAAAAUGGUCGCCAGACACAGGACCCAGCUAGAAACUUCUCCAAGGGGCACCUCAACACUCAAGGAUAUAUGGUGGAAGAAGCGAGAGAGAACGCAGAACCCAAUAAGACUACAACCCAAAAUAUUGGGACUGGACGUUGCGUUCAUUCAUAUAUUCCAAGCCAAAAUUCCGGUGUCAAUUGCAUUCAUAAUUCGUACAUUCCGAAAAUUUCUCCACAGCCGAGGGUUGAUGGUGCAAACAAUCAGCAGAAGAACGUUACCAGUCCGAAAAACGUCAUUAUUCCAGGCAUUGAAAGGAAUUAUAUGCAAUCGCUGGUCAAUGACAUGACUCCUCAGCACUCGCACUCCUCCCUUAAUCAGCCCCCUCUUUCUGGAAGUUCAUGGGCGGCCUUCUCUGGACCACCUUCUCGGCAUAAAGGACAAUCGUUUGAUAAUCAAAGGUUAGGACUAUCCAACCCGGUAGACCAGAGGAAUGACAAAAGUUUCGACCCCCUAAAGAGGGAGGAAGCCAUUCAACAUCGAAUAUCCAAAACCAAUGGGGCGGGCGAAUCGACUGUGGACGGAGCACAAAUCUUUACUACCAACUACCGGAAAUCAAGUAGUUCCGUGUUAGUUGAUAUUACUGAAAUUGGAUCUGCUAGUAAUCCGAGGGUUAUGCCGAGUGGUUGCACUUGGUUCGGUGGCACCCCAGGACCUAUGGUUGAAUCACUUAUCCACAUUGAUUCCCAGAAGGAGAAUUCUCGCAUUUGUAUCGAUAACAAACAACAUUCCUUUCAGUCCACCUCUAGUGGAACUGUCAAAUCUAAGUCUGGGCCACUUGAGAACUUUGUGGGCUGGCUUAGCCGGGGAUCACCAAAGUUUUCUCAUACUGAAAGCGGAGGUUUCCUCAAGUAUGCCACUAUCAGGAAGAAUAAAGAAAGAUCUUCGCCCGUAACACCCCACGGUGAAUUCUCCCAGGAUGAGGUUGUGAAUCUCAUGAAGCGCCUUUCAGCUCAGAUCCCUCAGACUCCUGACGGAAAAAAAGUCUUUAAUGGGCUUGGUGGAAGAUAUUACACGUCCAAUAUUCCUAGCCUCGAUAAGAGUCCUUCCAAGGACGAAAAGAAGAGAAAUCCCAUUGCUGUCUGCAUGGAUCUUAUCAACGCUGCGAGUAAUGAGCCUCAGAGUGCCCGACGUGAGAAACUGCUGCAGAUGAGCAGGGUUAUGGUGGAUGCUGUGAGCAAAAGUCGUGAUGCCGAGUGUGCUGCCGAGGAGGCGGAAAUGGCAGCGAAAAGGGCAGAGAUAGCAUUUUUGGAAACAAGGAAGCAUCUGGCGCAGAUGACGGAACUGAUGAACAAAAAACAGGAUAUCUAA